AUGAAGAAAAUUCGAUUUAAAGAUCUUUGUGAAAGAUUGACGAGAAACCCCGACCAGAAACAAUCCCAGAGCGAUGAGAGAGAUAGAGAACCGGAGCGAGAGCUUUGUCAUGGCGGAGAUGGAGACCACGGAAGCCUCCAGGGGCAAAACCCGAAAGCGCCUCCUCCUCGCACUCAACUGCGCCAUGCUCUCUGUCGGCACGUGCGGCGGCCCGCUCCUCAUGCGCCUCUACUUCGUCCGCGGCGGCGCCCGCGUGUGGCUCUCCAGCUGGCUCGAAAUGGGCGGCUGGCCGAUCAUCGUUUUCCCACUUGCGGUAGCCUACUUCCGCCGCCGCUCCACCAAGGGCCCCUCCGCCCGCCUCGUCCUCAUGGAUCCCUUCCUCUUCGCCGCCUCGGCUGUCAUCGGGGUCCUCAUGGGCCUCGACAACUACCUCUACGCCUACGGCGUGGCUCAACUCCCCGUCUCAACAUCGUCCCUGCUCGUCGGGACGCAGCUGGCCUUCACAGCCGGCUUCGCGUUCCUGCUGGUGAAGCAGCGGUUCACGUGGUACUCGAUCAUCUCGAUAUUCCUGCUGACUAUCGGGGCGGGGGUGCUGGUGAUGCAAACGAGCAGCGAACGGCCGGCGGGGGAGUCGGACGGGGCGUACUACGCUGGGUUCUUCAUGACGCUUGGGGCAGCGGCGCUGUACGGGUUCAUACUGCCGCUGGUGGAGCUGACGUAAAAGAAAGCCAAGCAGGCGGUCACUUACUCGCUGGUCUUGGAGAUUCAGUUGGUGAUGUGCUUCUUCGCCACCGUUUUCUGCACCGUGGGCAUGCUGAUCAACAAGGACUUCCAGGUUCUCUCUCAACCUGGACCCAUCCACACGGGCGAUUCCUACAGAAGCAAGGAACUACGAGCUCGGAGAAGCCACAUACUAUGUGGUGCUCGUGUGGAACGCGAUCAUCUAUCAAUUCUUAUUCUUAGGAGCCAUAGGAGUCGUCUUCUGUGCCUCCUCUCUAUUCUCGGGAAUCAUCACCGCCGUUCUUCUCCCGGUCAUUGAGAUCCUAGCUGUCAUAAUCUUCCAGGAGAAGUUCCAGGCAGGGAAAGGUGUGUCCCUCGCCCUCUCGCUUUGGGGCUUCGCUUCGUAUUUUUACGGCGAAUUCAAAAUUGCCAAGAAGGAAAAAGAAAGAGCAGCAGCAGUAGAUCAGACCUCCAGAGACCGAAAUGCAUCAGCAAGGCCUUCCCUGAAGGUUAAAAAAAGAAAGACACGGCUCAGACUUAGCGAAAUUUGGAUCUGCACUGCAUAGAGACUCUGUUUUUGGGCAGAAAAAGAACAAUCUAGUGAUGAGCAAGACAGAGAGACAAUGACAAAAGCCAGGGAAUUUCAGAAUAUACCCUCUUUCCUUUUUCUUUGGUUCGCCGCCCUCUUGUUUAUGUUUCGCCCUGUUCAUUGAAACUGAAUAGCCUGAAUUGACCAAGGAGAAUCCUAUCGCAUCUAAUACAGCGGUGCUAAUUGAGACAAUGACAGGGAACCGCCAGAUUGAUUGAAGCAAGUUUACAUAAUCAGUCAGAAUAUCCAAUGGGAGACACAUUUGACCUUUUAUUUGAAAGAGAACUGUACUUCUAGCUUUCUGUCCCCGUUAAUCAACGGUUUGAGGUAGGAAGAUCACCUUGCAGAUGGUGACAAAGAAGUCAAAGAUCAUCUUUUGAGAUACGCCAAGCUUGUUCUAUGAAGUACCCUUUACUUUCAUGUGGAGGCCUUCACUUUGUCCACUAAACCAAACUAUCAAGAAAGAAGAUACAAAAUACAUAGUGCUCCCACAACGUGAAUAGAACACAAAAAGUUCCACCGAUAUUGGCAUCUUCCCACGAGAAGUUCAUAGAUUAGAAGCUCCUCCCGAUGAUGCGAUCUGCUUUAAAAAGAAACAGUUUUUCCUUCUGCC
This is a messenger RNA of Syzygium oleosum, 1922 nucleotides long. RefSeq lists its product as uncharacterized. The transcript has 3 exons. The record is from RefSeq and is a predicted model, not a curated record. Bases 1 to 963 code for a protein of 320 amino acids. NCBI's taxonomy places the organism in Eukaryota, Viridiplantae, Streptophyta, Magnoliopsida, Myrtales, Myrtaceae.